CAUUUCCACUCCUCUUACCUGCCUUGGAGACAACAGUUUUCCUUGCUCUCUGCCUUCCCUCUCUUCCACCCCCUCUGUAUGCAAGCGAGCAGUUUUUAAUACGAGGCCUUCGCUUAGUGCUGAAGCUGCUUGCUGCGCCUUGGAGCUGCUAUUGGGCUUCUCUACAAAUACUUUGCGCGCCAUGGACGGCGACUUGAAGAAGAGGAGGUAAAGCAGGUGCCUGCAGCAGUAUCUAGACCUCAAUCUGCUGAAGGGUUUGAUCUUUCAUCCUUUUGCCCGGCUAACCGGUUCGGUUUCCUGGAGUAGUAAAGGGAAAUAACUUUGGAAGACAGACUUCGGCAGUACCACCACAACAAAGCGCAGCUCUUGGAAGAUCUGAGAUGAGCAGUGGCGGGGAAUAUGACGCUGCAUUCGCAGCCACAAUUGCAGCAGCAGCAUUCGCAAUUGCUGCUCAAGAAGAGAAGCUUACAACGCAGAAGAAGCCUAUACCCAUCGAGGCGGUGCCGCCGGCCCUGUCGCCAGUCAAGAGAGCAGAAAGCAUGAAAAGACCUGGAGGAGGAAGCAAAAUCUCAAGAUGGUUCAGUGGCAAAGAGCCCGUUGAAGAUGAUGACGACGGACCAGUCAACGUAUCUGUGAGGAGGCCGCUGAAACCAGCACCUGGAAAGCCUGAAGAUAUAGCUCCAGAUCAUAAGGUGACACCAAAGAUGCUUGAAACUUCUAUGAGUGUAAAGAAGGGUUCAGGAUCCUCCAACAAAGCAGCAGAUAGGAAAGGGAGCGAGAAGUUUGAACAACAACAGGCGAUUCAGAAAGUGCCAUCGACCGUCAGGCCAGCUACAUCGUAUCAUUCUAGACGGAACGGAGAAGGCACAGCUGGAGUGACUGCUACUGGUGGCACGGGAACCAAGGCUGAAGAAUGGGAGAAGGCAAAGCUUGCAAGAGUUAGGGAGGAGUAUGAAAAGAUGAUCGAAACCAUAGCUGAAUGGGAGACCGAGAAGAAGGUGAAGGCGAGACGCCAAAAAGAACAGAAAGAGACCGAGUUAGACAAAAAGAGAGCAAAGGCACUGGAAGAAUACAACCAGGAGAUGACAAGGAUCAACAAAGUUGCUGGAGGUGCAAGGUCAAUGGCGGAGGAAAGAAAAUAUAAUGAUGAGAAGAAGAUCAGAGAGAAGGCGUACAAGAUACAAUCCACUGGAAAGCUUCCCCGCACAUGUGCUUGCUUUUGAGAAAAGAUCAGUACUGUGAAACUUGAAACAAAAUGAAGGACGUAAUUUGAAGGUUGUAAAAGCCAGAAAAUUGUUAUGUAUUGUAAUAUAUAUUUGGUUUGAUAA
Panicum hallii is the source of this 1328-nucleotide messenger RNA. RefSeq lists its product as uncharacterized. The record is from RefSeq and is a predicted model, not a curated record. NCBI's taxonomy places the organism in Eukaryota, Viridiplantae, Streptophyta, Magnoliopsida, Poales, Poaceae. The coding region runs from base 381 to 1223 and encodes 280 amino acids. The transcript has 6 exons.